Messenger RNA from Melanotaenia boesemani (Boeseman's rainbowfish), 4674 nucleotides. It is a transcript of the gene exoc3l4, whose product is annotated as exocyst complex component 3-like 4. Bases 345 to 2708 code for a protein of 787 amino acids. The record is from RefSeq and is a predicted model, not a curated record. Gene Ontology annotation, biological process: exocyst localization; exocytosis. The transcript has 14 exons. Gene Ontology annotation, cellular component: exocyst. Gene Ontology annotation, molecular function: SNARE binding. Lineage: Eukaryota; Metazoa; Chordata; Actinopteri; Atheriniformes; Melanotaeniidae.
UUAUUUAGCCUGUUUAAUUGUUAACUGACCUUCUUCGCUGUCAGCAAAAUAAUUACCACCAGGAAGGUGAUCUUUGUCAUGUCCUCGUGCCUUAAGUUACUGGCAGCCGUACUUCCACUUUUUCCUUCUCUCUUCUUGUUAACUUUCAGUUUGCUGGCAUGCUGACAACGCGGAGCUUUAUAUUUAGUUACCCUUUAUUUCAAACCUGUUUGGCCACGGUUUUUCCUAAAGUGAAAGUCUGAAAGGGGUUUAUAAAAGGCUGAAAGGCGACCUGGCGGAUUAUUUUUUUCAAACGCUUUUACCUGAGCCACCAUUUGAAGGUUGUUGUUAUUUAAUGGAAUAAGAUGUCACAAAUGAUGAACAAGUCCAUUGAAAACCCUGACGAGGACAGCGUGUCCCUCCGGAGCAAUGGGACAGGGGCUUCCAAUGGUGUGGUAAAGGGGACACUUCAGACCCUCAAACGGAGUAUGAGACGAGUUUCUACCAAGAAAAAAGAAUCCAAAGACACAUCUAAAACAGGAUAUCCUUCCUCGCCACCACCGCCAUCACCAAGUCCAAGUGCCGGCUCAGCAACCACCUCUCCUCUGAAGACUUUGGGAAACUUCUUCCAGAAAAAGGAGGAAGAUCCGGCUGAUGUGACAGCACAGAAAAAAAAAACUCUGCAUCGUUCAAAGACAGAUGUCGGUAUGUCCAACUUUGGUGACUCCCUUGCGAAAAAAAGAGCAUCACUUCGUCGAAGCCUGAACUUUGGAUCCAAGAAAGACGGCAACAAAAUAGGCCAGCAGGAUACCACGGCAACCAUGUGUGAAAGUUUGGUGGAGAAUAGGGAGGAGGGCGAAGAUGAGGAGAAGAAGGAGGAGAUUGAGGAGUUUUACAACUUUCCGAAAAUACCCGACACACCACUGUCAGUGAUGGAGAUCAACAAGCUGAUAGACCUGGAGGUGAUGGAGGAGGCUUAUAUGCACCUGCUCAGUUUGCGGCUGGAGUUUCAGCGGGAGCGAGAACAGUUUGUCAAGGACUCUCCAGUGGAGCUGGCUAAGAAGGAAAAAGACCUCAACCUUCUCUAUAAAGAGCUCAGGAACAAGAUCUGCUCUAUAGUUCGAGACUCUAACUCAUUACCUGCCAGAAACAAGGAACUGCUGAUCCCGUGCGCCCGGAUCAUCCAGGAAGAGGAAAAGAGGGCUGAGGAACCAGGAGGGCUACCAGACAGCUGGAUGGAGGCCUGGAGGACAGCAGUGUAUGAGGGCGUGCAGGUGAAGGUGAGAAAUGUUCACCUGGAGCAGAAGGAGCAGAACACCUCCUGGCUGGCUGUUCAUCUGGGUCUGCUAGGUAAAGCCAUCGUGGAGGAUUUGGAGAUAGUGAAGAGGGAGCUGCGAUGGUCCUACCCACCCAGUUUUAAAGUCUUCAGCACCUAUGUGCAGAGCUUCAACAGAGUCGUAGGGGAGCACCUGAUCACGGUGGAGAAGCAGGUGACAGAGCUGAAGGACCUGUACCAGCUGCUAGACUGGAUCCUCAACAGAUACAAGAGUGAGAAAAUCAUGGCAAGUCUGUCCUUGCAACCGGAGAUUACAGAUGAAAGUACCAACCUGCAGCUAAAGGAAGGCUUCCUGGAGCAGCUGGAAGAGAAAUACUGCUGCAGACUGAAGGAGGAUAUGAAGGUGACAUUGAGCAAAGUAAUUGAACUUGAACAUGAUUCUGUCUGGAGGGACAGAAACAUGCCCGAGAAGGAGGAUAACUUCCUCAGCUCUCAGUUUCCCAUGGACAUCUGGACGAAAGUAAAAGGAAACAUAAUAAACUCCCAAAAGCUUGAUGCAGACCUGGAACAUAAAGUCAUCUCUUCCUGCUUUGAGGAGUUAAAAAACUUCCCCAAGAGGUUUGAAGCGGAGUUCAGGCAUCACUGCAGCGCUCUUCAGCCUCAGCCUCGUUGGACAGAGUAUCAGAUUACCUAUAUUAACAGCUUCACUAUGUUACAGGAACACAUGGAUGGGUACCAAGACAGCUGUCCAAAUGAGGUGGAAGAGUUCAGAAAAGAGGUGAAGGGGCUGAUUGAUAAGCUACUACAAGGCCUGGAGGACCAAUUCAAAGAUGAUGUUAAGCCGUUCCUGAGGAGGAUGAUGACGAGGAAGUGGCUCACCAACAAUGAGGACUUUAAUCACCUUCUUAGCCGGAUAAAGCAGCUUUCUCAACACUCUGAUUUAAUGAGGCCUCCACAUGUUCACGAGUUUGUGAGUCGAUUGCAUUACCAUGUGGUGAGGGAAUACGUUGGCCAGCUGAUGAAAAACAACUACUCAUGCAAGAAUCGAAAACACGAGAAGGCUGCAGCCAAGAUCCAAGAGCAGUGGAAUCAGCUCAGGGAUCUGUUUGAAGAGAUGAAUUCAACUCAUGAGUGGCUCCACCAUGUAGGAGAUGACCUGAGCAACGUCAUCGGACAGAAAAACAAAACGGACAUUAAGAGCCACCUGCAGCCUCUCGUGCAGCAUUACCCAGAUUUCGGCAGGAAGCAUCUGGUUGCUGUUCUGUACUUCAGGGGUCUUGUGAGGGGCCGUGAACAUCAGCUGAUUCUGCAGCAACUCUCUGUGCUGAAAAGAGGAGCGGCCAUCAGGGACAGAAGCCAAGCUUUAUUUGGGGACAUGCAGGUCACAACCAAAACUGAAUGCCUCUCUGGCUUGCCGUUUUCCUGCCUCAACUUCCUUCUGCCUGACAGCUAAUGAAAUACUGCAGGUGGGUGGUUCCUCCUCUACACCACAGAGGGGUAAGAAAACACACCCCGCUUGCACAUGGUGACAGUCAGAACUGGAACUCACUCAACUUUAUGAGCAGAAAAUACUCCCUGCAACACUAAAUUAUAAUUAUUCAAUUUUAUUUUACUAAUCCCAGCUGUGAAUUUCAGCUCUAGAUGUACUAGGGAGCAGUGGGUGGCCAUGUUUCAGAACCUGGGGACCAUUUGUGGAGAGCUAAGGGCCUUGCUCAAGGGCCCACAGUGGUUUACCUCUAUUAGCACUCCGGGUACUUGAGCCCAGGUUCUCCAGACCCAACCCCACCUCUAUAACCACUAGGCUUCGACUCCCGCUAUUUCAGAAUAUUUUAGAGCGUGAAUGUAUUUUUCUGUUAAACACUAUUUAAGCAUAAAUGUUUGUGCUGUAAUUAUAAAAAGUAAAACACUAGAUUUGAAUGAUGGAAAUGUUUAUUUUUUUUCCAUGUUCAUAUGGAAAUUGUAGACUGGGUGUAAUGAUGCUACCUGUGGUUUCACUUAUAGAACUUCAAAGAAAACAAAGAUUGUCUGGGUUGAAAAGGUUGAAAAGGUUCUGAAAUAGCAACUGAUAAAAAGAGCAAAGUGCUGUUGUCUUCCAGCUUUUUAAAAAUGUGAAUGGUUCUGUCUUUCAUGUUUGUGUUAUUUUAAUCAUACAGUUUGUGUUGGUUUUGUGCAGUGUAUGUGAUCAGCAGAGGGAAGUUUUAAUCAGGGGUUUUCAGCUAUUUCCCUUCUGUAAGACUUGGUUUAUUGACCAAUGUUCCCAUUAAACUGGAACACUGCUGAUGAGUUUUUGUAUUUGAAAAUGAAAUUAUGUAUGUAACAUAAUUAGAUGUGUAAAUACAACCCAAAAUAAAUAUAUGGUACUGAUUUUAAAGCCUACCUACAUUUGUUUAGCCUUGACUCUUUUUAUUAACUUCACUUGAAUAUUUACAUUAAACUAACAUAUCUUUCCAUCUGUAACUCAAUCACACAACUACAUGUGUAAUAACUGUGUUGUUCAACGCUGUAAAAACAACAAUAAAGGUUGUGAAAUUAGAACAAGACUGAAUUUUUUAAGUUAGCUUUGGUUCACAAUCAAGGCCACAGCUCCACCACACAUGUUGAGUCUUCUACUUGCUUCAGCUACUCAAAAGUAUUGUUUAUGCUUUACAUUUAUGCUUUCUUAACCCUCACCAUAGUUUUUUACACCAUACUAUGAUAAAAACUGUAGUAAAACUAGAGAACUGUAGAUGUUAUGUUAGCAUGGUAUGCUAGCAAGCAGAUGAACCCAGUUCAUACUGUAUGAACUAUUAGUUUUCUCUAUGCAAAACAUCCUGAGACUUUUUUUAUUUUAAUUUACUGAGAAUUAGUUAUUUCCUUGACUAUGGACUCUUGAGCUUCUGGUAUCGUUGCUGACAAUCAAAUGCCAGUUAAGCACCUGAUUAGCAACAUGUUUGAGCGUAACGUAAAACAGUGUAAAGCAAAUAACCUAAAGAAACCAAAACAGAAAACAGGAUGAAAUGAACAAUCAUGUGUUUUAAACCCCCCCAUGAUGAUCAUUACUUUCAUAUGGAAGUGUAAAGGUAUGAGGGGGAAAUGACUGACUUAGCUUUGCUUCGUUAUUGCAAUAACAUUUUAAAUUCUUGCUUUUCUUUGAUUUUAAAGAGUAGAAAUUCUCAUAGUUUUAGUUACAGAAGGCUCAUAUUUCUGCCUGAAAGCAGGAUGGCUUGACAUGAAAUUGAUAAAUAAUAGAUAUAUUGUGUUUAUUGUGGGAGAAAUUCCCCCCACAAAACCCACUUUAAGGAACUUCAUUUCAUGCUGUAAUGAGGGAUUUUUUUUUUUUAUCAAAAAGGGUAGAAAAAUGUACUGAGGGGAUUAAAUGUGACAGAUUUCUUUAUGUUGAUGUUUUUAUGUGCAAUUUCUCAUAAAUCUGCAAGAUUAUA